AUGAUGUCAACAACACAUGAAGACAACACUACUUCCGACGAUCCUUUCUACAUUUUGAACAACGGUACUCGUGUCCCGGUACUAGCAUUUGGAUUAUACAAGAUCCCAGGAACCAACGAGGGGGAGGAAAUCAUCAGCAGUGCCAUCAAAUCCGGAUAUCGACAUUUUGACACAGCGUCACUUUACCAGAACGAGCAGAUACUAGGCAAUGCCAUACGCAAGAGUGGAAUCGCUAGGGACAGAUUCUUUGUUUCCAGCAAGGUUUGGAAUGAUGCACAAAAGGAAGGAAGGUCAGCUGUCCGCGACAGUGUUGAGAAAAGUUUGAAAUUGCUAGGGUUUGUUUGGUUGGAUCUUGUUUAUAUCCAUUGGCCAGUUCCAGAGUGUUACAUCGAAACCUACAAAGAGUUACAGGCGCUUCAUUCAGAAGGGAAAAUACGAGGCAUAGCCUUGAGCAACUUCGGAAUAGAAGAAUAUCAAAACUUGCUGCGGUCGAAGGAGAUGACAAUACUGCCAACUUGCAACCAAAUCGAAGUAUCACCAUUCAUGUACAGACCAGGAAUCAUAGAUUAUUUCGAGAAGCAAAACAUCGUAGUGGCAGCGAGUAAGGCCCUCCAUCGUGCUGUUGGAAUGGAUGAGGGCGCUGUCGCAUCCAUUUCCAGAAAGCACUUGGUGACCCCAGCUCAGAUAAUGGUUCGUUGGGCACUCCAAAAGAGGUUGAUUGUAGUCGUUAAAACAUCCCAGGUUCAACGAAUGAAGGAGAAUCGAAGUGUGCUGCACUUUGCUCUGAGCGACGAAGAAAUGCAAGCAUUGGAAACUUUGACAUCUCCAGAGGACAUUGCUGACCGAGCAGCGCUUGAGAUCAAACGGCGGAAUGGUGCCUGA
Messenger RNA from Cylindrotheca closterium, 882 nucleotides. The record is from the annotation of a GenBank genome assembly. Lineage: Eukaryota; Bacillariophyta; Bacillariophyceae; Bacillariales; Bacillariaceae.